GGGUCGUUUUGUUGUCUCUUUUCAUACCUUAGGUGGUGGUACUGACUUUUUAAGUAUUUUGAUAGCAACUGUAAAUAUGAAAGCUUGGACACUGUCGAAAGUAUCUUGUGUGAAACACGCCGGAGUCAUAAAGUUUGACACAUUUUUGUGAACGUGAACGUCUCAGCGGACCCGCCUGACACUUCCCUCUGUAGUCGGAAGGACAAACACAAUGUCUAUACAGGAGUUGUAUUUUAUGCACCAUGGACUUAUGUUGCCAAAGGAGACCCACUCUCAAGAAAGCCUGACAUAUUUUGCGCAGCAAUUCACGUUUAAAGGCGAUGACGCCAUUGCCGUCACGUACCCAAAAUCAGGUACAGUCUGGAUGCAAGAGAUCCUCCCGCUGGUGCUGAAUGGUGGAGACUUGACACCGAUCCAAACUAUUCCCAACUGGGAUAGAGUCCCCUGGCUGGAGGAAAAAAGAUUAAAAGUAGUUGUGGAUCAGUUGCCUUCUCCACGAGCACUGGUUACACAUUUUCCGUACGAACUCAUGCCACAAUCUUUCUUCUCCUCGAAAGCCAAAGUGAUCUAUGUAAUGAGGAACCCCAAGGAUGUCGCGGUGUCUUCCUAUUACUUCCACCAGAUGGCCACUUUCCUUGAAGACCCUGGAACCUGGGAAGAGUUUAUUGACAAAUUCCUGGAAGGCAGAGUGAUGUUUGGCAAAUGGACCAACCAUGUUAAGAGCUGGAGGCACACCGAGCUGGGAGACAGAAUCAUGUAUAUCACAUAUGAGCAAAUGAUUCAGGACCUUCCUGCAGCUUUACGUCUUAUGUCUGAUUUCCUGGGAAAGAACCUGAGUGACGAAGUCAUCGAGAAAAUAUCCAGCCACUGUUCCUUCAAGUCCAUGCAGGCCAACAUCAUGUCCAACUUCACUUUGGUCCCCAAGAUAUACAUGAACUCUGACAAGUCUCAGUUUCUGAGGAAAGGUGUCGUUGGAGACUGGAAGAACCAUUUUAGCUCCAAGCAACUGGCCCACUUCUCCUCAGUCAUUUACAAGGAGUUGGAAGGUGAGAGCUUCACUCUGCCUUGGAGCCUGGACGGCACAGCUGAUGUAACAAAAGUGGACGAAAAAGUUGAAAUGUUAUAGAUGCACGUUCUAAAUUAAGUCAGCUUUUACUCAAAUAUUCUGCACAAGACGGAAUCGAGUUAUUUUUUUUCCCCACUACAGCGGUACCUCUACUUACGAAAUUAAUUGGUUCUGGAAGAAAUUUCUUAACUAGAAAAUGUUGUAAGUAGAGACGCGUUUUCCAUGUAAAUGCCCGAAGCCGUUCCACGCCCCCCGCAAAAUUCAGACAUAAAUGUUUUUAUAGCAUAAAACUGCAUCAAAAUAUGUAACAAAC
Messenger RNA from Hippocampus comes (tiger tail seahorse), 1379 nucleotides. RefSeq names its product sulfotransferase family 2, cytosolic sulfotransferase 3 (gene sult2st3). The transcript is spliced from 6 exons. NCBI's taxonomy places the organism in Eukaryota, Metazoa, Chordata, Actinopteri, Syngnathiformes, Syngnathidae. Bases 212 to 1126 code for a protein of 304 amino acids. Gene Ontology annotation, molecular function: sulfotransferase activity. The record is from RefSeq and is a predicted model, not a curated record.